Molecule: messenger RNA, 1363 nt
Organism: Symbiodinium sp. CCMP2592
Lineage: Eukaryota; Dinophyceae; Suessiales; Symbiodiniaceae
Source: the annotation of a GenBank genome assembly
GUCCCCAGCUUCGCCGUCUCCGGAAGGGCGCCGGCCGCCUUCUGCGAAGUGUCCAGUUUGCCGGGCAACGCAGCCACCCUGGGCGUCCGAGGUGGAUAAGGCGUACACCGAGGGCGGCGUCCACUUGGAGAUCGCUCCGGGCCUGACGGAGCGAUUGCGCCGACUGAUAGCAGCGGACGAAGGACAAGAGAACUUCGUCUGGGUCGUGGUGGAGUCUUGCACGGACUGUGCCCAACACGGGCCGUCGGUUCGCCAUGACGAAACCAACUACCUGGGCCGCUACCAGAAGCUCAAGGAGCAAAUCGAAGAGCGAUUUCCCACCGGCAUCGGCAUCGCCAUGCUGGUCGAGCCCAAAGGCGCCGAGGCGCGCCCCGAGGAGGAGCCCAAGAAAGCACAGCGCGGCGAUCUCGGAGUGGAGCCGACCCGACGGAUCGGAUCCUUCGAGGUCUACAUGUGCUGCGAGGCUCCUCUCCGGCCCUGGGGUGCUUUCCCGCUCUCGCAGCUGGAGCCGGACUUCAACUGUGUCUGCCUGAGCUCAAAGCUCAAGAGCCGCGCCUGGCCUUCGAUGGACAAUGUGAUGAAGCGGCUCUGUGCAUCGAUGCCUCAGGUCAUGGCGCACGUGCUCGUGCACAACGAGCUAGAGUGGCCGCUGCCCUUUGCGCAGCUCACCGUCCAGGCUGCGGACCAUUCCGUCCUUGCGCAUGGUGAGACUGACAAAGAUGGGCGCGUCAGCGUCCAAGUGCCGCUCUUCACGCCGUUGACGCUCAAGGCGGGGCGGCCUUCUCUGAUGGACUUCCAAGAGAAGUUGCUGGAGAUCGUGGCACCGGACACUCCAGUGACCUUCCUUGCUGAGACAUCGGUCCAGCUGUGGCAGCGCCAGACAUCCAUGGAGUUGAUCGUCUACUGCUGUGACCCGCGGCUCGACCCAGAGGAUAAGGCGGUUCCGGAGUUGAUCCCUUUCCAGGGCCAGAUCGAAUACACGCGUGACGGCGAAUACGUCUUCGUGACGGUGCCAGCGGGUGAUGAGCGCUACGAAAAGGUGGAGAGGUCAGAUCUGCUCAUGGAGUUCAAGGAGCAGGAGGGCAUCACGUUCAUUCUGAACAAGCAAAUCUGUGACGAGAAGUAUGCUGGGCUCUUCAGCUAUUCGUAUGUGAGCGCUUGGAUUACACUGACGGUCCACUCUUCUCUGGAGGCCGUUGGCCUAACAGCGGCUUUCGCGUCUGCCCUGGCCCGAGAGGGCAUCUCCGCAAAUGUCGUAGCGGCAUUCUUCCAUGACCACGUUUUCGUGGACAUCAAAGAUGCCGAACGGGCGGUGGCCACGUUGCAGAAAAUGUCCAGAGAUGCACAGGGACCUUCUACGUGA